Molecule: messenger RNA, 924 nt
Organism: Benincasa hispida (wax gourd)
Lineage: Eukaryota; Viridiplantae; Streptophyta; Magnoliopsida; Cucurbitales; Cucurbitaceae
Source: RefSeq, a predicted model, not a curated record
AUGAAAGCUUCCAUCAUCUUCCGCGAUGAUCAAAACCCUAUUUUCAGAGCCAAAAUUCCUCUUAAUUUCUUCGGCUUCCCCUUCCGUUCCGCCAUUCAUCUUGCAGAAGCCGACAAUCUCUCCUUCACCUUCGCCACUUUCUUCAGAUCCGGCCCUUCCUUCAACCUCUCUUACCAUCCCAAUCAUUCUCUCAACCCCUUCUCUCUCGCCGUCAAGGCCGGAAUCGGACUCUUCGGCUCGCCUAUUGACUCUCCCAUGACUGUCACUGCCGAAUUCAACCUUCCAGGUAACCAACCCCCUCGAUUCUUCCUUCACUUCAAGCCUCAACUCGGCGAUUUCACUCUCCGCAGAUCUCUCCAAUCGCACAUCGCGAAUUUCAAUUUGCCCUAUCGAAACUCGAUUUCGCAAGUCGAUUAUCAUGUUGCUGCUCUGAGUAGAGGUAAAUCAGUCGAUGGCGGCGAAACUAGUGACCUACGGCUAGGGCUUGGAAAUGCGGUUCUCUCCAGCCAGAGAAUCGAUUGCUCCGAGGUAUGGAAUCGUGUCGAUGAUGUGCUCUCCACCGUGGAGAUUAAUGCGAGAUCGACGUUUAAGUUAAGAGACUCGGCGGCGGUGAAGUUCCGAUGGAGCAUGAGGUUUCCGACGAGCAUGAAGAAGGAAGACUUCUUGGCCAAGAUUCCGCCCUCCAAAAUGCCAUAUCUAGCAUUAGGAAAGAUCAAAAUCGAACGCGCGAUGGCAAGCGACAGCGAACGAGAAAGCAAUGAGGCUGGCGGAGCCGGAGAGUUUUUAGCUUUGAAGAAGCAUUUGGACGAUUUAUGGACAGAAAGCCGGUGGUUGAAGAAGAACAUAGAGGAACUUCAGUCGGAGAUCGGUGACCAGAAGGCUGCACCGGCGACUCCGCCGGUUGAAACAAGGAAGAAAAAGUGA